GAGUUAUAGGAUACCAUGGAUGUUUUGUUUACUAAUCUUCUCUUCCUUGUAGCCACCAGCUAACCCACAUUCCUGCUGACAGCACAGAUUCAGCCUGCUCUGUGUCAGCUGACAGUUGUGUGAUGCUAGCAUGUUAGCUUCGGAGUUAGCAAGAAGAUACUGUACUAAUUUAACGUUUAUGGAAAUAGCAGCGUUUGUUUUUUGAUGGUUCGAUUUUUCUUUUCAAUUGUUUGACUUGGACAUUGAUUGUAUGACCAAAGUGAACAGGUUUAUCUUGAAACAAACUAGCUAAGUUGUUUUUUUAUAGCAUUAGCAGUGGAGCUAGCAGCUAGGAAGCAAAUCUUCCUAGCAACCGUAGCUAGCUGUGACAGCAGGUUAGUCUUCAUGGAGAGCUUUAAAGCGUCUGCUGAGCUUUAAUAUCGGUCGGAAGGGUGAGUUAUGUGAGCACAGAGUAGACAGGCGGCUCAUGUUUAGGUAAAUGUUAAUUAAAUGGCAAAAACUGAGCAGGGCAAUGGACUGGACUUGCGGGGCAGCAGUGAGAAGCUGACAGAUAAUGGCACAAUCGGCUCGUAUGGAUCCGAGCCCGAGGUAAAGGGCAGUGUCCCCGGGGACACAGAGGUGGACAAGUACGGCUUCACAGGGGGAGCCCAGCAGACAGGAGAGCGUGCUGAAGAAAUCCCUAUUGAUGUGCUGAGGCAGCGGGAGGCAAAAUGGCUGGAGAUGCUCAACAAUUGGGACAAGUGGAUGGCCAAAAAACACAAGAAGGUGAAAGAGCGCUGCCAGAAGGGGAUACCUCCAUCCCUGCGUGGCCGGGCCUGGCUCUUCCUCACUGGGGGUAAAGUUAGGAGGGAGCAAAACCAGGGCAAAUUCCAGGAACUGGACAGCCAGCCAGGAGAUCCUAAAUGGGUAGAUAUUAUUGAGAGGGACCUCCAUCGACAGUUCCCCUUCCAUGAAAUGUUUGCAGCGAGAGGAGGUCAUGGGCAGCAAGACCUGCUCCGCGUGUUGAAGGCUUAUACUCUGCAUCGUCCUGAAGAGGGUUAUUGUCAGGCUCAGGCUCCCAUCGCUGCUGUGCUCCUGAUGCACAUGCCAGCAGAGGAUGCAUUUUGGGUUCUUGUCCAGAUUUGUGAGAAAUACCUUCCUGGAUACUACAGUACAGGACUGGAGGCAAUCCAGCUGGAUGGGGAGAUCCUCUACGCUCUACUGCGGCGGGUGUCUUCUGUGGCCCACCGUCACCUGAAGAAACACAAGCUGGAGCCCAUCCUGUAUAUGACUGAGUGGUUCAUGUGCGCCUUCUCUCGGACUCUGCCGUGGGCCUCAGUGCUGCGUGUCUGGGACAUGUUCCUCUGUGAGGGAGUAAAGAUCCUCUUUCGAGUGGGCCUGGUUCUCCUGAAAUGCACGUUGGGAUCACAAGAGAAACUGAAGGCCAAUCAAGGUCUCUAUGAAACAAUGGAGCUGCUCCGAAAAAUACAACCACAGUACAUGCAAGAAGGCUUCUUGGUGCACGAGAUUAUUGAGUUAGUAGUGUCUGAGAAAGACAUUGAGAAGGAACACCAUGCUCAGCUGCGUCGCUGGAAGGAGACUCAUGGAGAUCUACACUGCAAGUCCCCUCCCAGGAUGCAUGGCGCUAAGGCCAUCAUCGCUGCCGAUCCACCCAGUCGUCAGGACCUGAGACAGAGGCCCACCAUCAUCGUGGAGUCUCCUCUUGCACCCAAGACAGAUGGGCAGAGGCCAGAUGACACCAAGGAAAAUGGAAAGACUAAAGAGGAAAAAGAGAAGAAAACAAUCCCACUGCCGCAGGGGGUUGUUAAUCCUUACCUCCCUCCCAGUAACCCCUCACCUCACCUCAAACACCUGACUGUACAAGGGUCCAAAGAGAGUCUGAGCAGUGCAGAGCAGGACACUUACCUGUAGCAGGGUGAGUGUUACCAGUUUACUAACGUUAAUCAUUCCAUACAGCCUUUACUAACUUACUAGCACUCACAGUUUUCAGUCAGAGUUCUCACAGUGACAUGAAAAACCCUUUGACAGGUUUUAGUUAUUAUUUUUAUUGCUAUUUUAACAAUCGAGAAAAAAGUAAUCUAAUUUUUAGAGUUUGCAAAAACACCAUUUCAUAGACUACUAAGCAGUCACUUUGUGUGUUUAUGAACAUGAAUAACCCAUUUGAGGCGUCUUUUGUUUAGGGAUUAUUUUCAGGGCUUUUUUGCCUUCAUUAGAUAGUAAGAAACUUUUGAACAGCACACUGUCAACCUACUUUUACUACCACUACCACCACUUAAUUGCUAAGCAGCUACACUACUUUUAAAACACUGUCCUCCACACCAGUGCCAGCCUUUUUACUGCGCAGUCACUAUGUAGGACAUGGGAGCAAUGGAUGAGGAUAUGCAACCUUUCUUAUUACCGAAAGUCAAAAUUCUGUUUCUUCAUGAUCUUUACAUGCCCAAACACAUAAAUGGGAUAAUCUAAAUACCUGUAAAUUCAUAAUGGGUUAUGCAUGUCCAUGUUAAUGCACUCAUCAUAAUAUUCAACACAUUUGAGGUGUAAUUUUAAUUUAUACAGGUUGCUCUUUACUCUACUUUUAGUUAAGUAAAGUCAUGAUAGUAUAGCAUAAAACUAUAUGGAGCUUAAAAUUGUGUAAUUGCCAGGGAGCACCAGCAGAUGGUGACUAUGUGUUCUUUGGUUUUAGCCUGUCAGAGUAUGAAGCUAUUGGAACUAUGAGCUUCAUAUGACUGAGCUUGUGGGGAAAUAACACUCGCUAAUUAACUUUUAACAGCUACUCCUACCACUUACCUCUUACAUUUUGAAUUUACCUCCUAGAUUCUUUCCUUUUUGAUAAAUGAAGUCUGAUAUCAGGUAUUUUCUGGAGCACUUUGCUUUUAUAGUCUUCCUCUUUGCCUGUGUUAGUUGCUAAGUUGCCAACGCAGAGAUUUGUAUUUACCCUGCUUUUGCUAAACUCGCACUAAUUUGCAGACACACAGUUUAUCAGUGUGACUGUUAAUGCUGCAUUUGGGGGUUUGUCCUUGCUGUAGUCGAACACUUGAGGGCGUCCUCAGAUUAUCUCACAGCCGCAGCAGUGACCAGCAGUCCUCUUGCUGAGAGCAUAAGCUGACACAAUGAAGAAGUGUGCAGGGAUGUUUUGUGCCACUAAGCCAAAGAUUUUUAUUGUAUAUUUUUAAAAGUAUAUGUUGUCCAAGCAGUUUAUUCAAUCAUAUUGUGAUACAGUAUUUGGGAGAGGAUCAGGUUUUUAUUUAUGUCAUGAAUGAUAUAUGGUAAAAUACCAUUUUGAAGAACACUAAAGCUGUUUUUUGCAAUUCUGAUUAAAGGUUUAUGGUUCCUUAGACUUAAAGAUAUCUUUUACUUAAAAACAUGGCAUUUAGGAGUUUUGUUUUAUGAAAUCUUAUAAUCUAAUCUCCAGUCCCAACACUUAUUAUGUUUCUUUAGCUAAAGGUAACAAAGUACCUUGUCUUAUCUCAGUUGUUGCUUUGAACAAGCUUUAAAAAUAUAUAUAAAAUCCAAAUCAAAUCAUAACAUCCAAGUAAUGUACAACUAUAACCGUUAGUUCUUUUCUAAUGGGAUUAUUCAGAUAAAAAGAUAUUUAAAGUCAAGGGAGCCAUGAACCUUUGAUGAUGACCAGACAAUAUGUUUUGAUUCUCAUUUUAUUUGAGAUGUUUAAAUGAAGAAUUUUUUUUGAAAAACUCUUAAUCAAUUUAGAAACAAUCAACAUUUAACUCCCAGGCCAGCAAAUUCCUUUAUAAGCAGUUACAUGUGUAACAAUACAUCAUAUUAUUUGCUGUAAAGCUGUCAAAUGCCAGUUUUUAUAAUGGGAAAUGGUUGUGGGUAUAUGUUGAUUUUACACACUGUGGAGAUUUUAUAUGCUACGGGUUUAUUUUCUGUGUAUAAGAAGGCACUGUUGACCUGCAACGUCCUCCAAAGCUUUUAAUAUUUAGAUUUUUUUUUUAAAUGUUGUAAUGAGUAAUGAGUAAUGUUGUAAGAACACUGAUCACAUUUACUCAACAUGCAGUUGAGCAGUUUCUACCAGGAGCAUUCUGUUAUGUCAUGUAGAUGGUUCCAGUGAGCUUCUUGCAGGGACUAAGUUUCCCUGUCAUGCUGAAGGAUAAGGAAAUAUAUAGGAUGUGGUUUGGCAUCUAAAAACUUUAAGUUCAUUUUUUCCAAAGGUUUAAAUAUCCAUCAAAAAUAUAUAAAUGAAGACUGUUGACAGACUCCUUUCUAUUAAUCAUUGCAACUAUUGUGAUUGAAAUGUUUGAGCCUGGAGCUUGUAAAUGUGCAACGUAUCCAAUAGGACUUUUAUUUCUGAUCUGUUUACUUAUUUCAUUUGAAAUCAACCUCUCAUAUCAAGCUGUUUUAUACAAAAUUACAUCCAAAAAUCAAUAAAUUUUUUUAAACUCUUGAA
Centropristis striata (black sea bass) is the source of this 4408-nucleotide messenger RNA. It is a transcript of the gene tbc1d10ab, whose product is annotated as TBC1 domain family, member 10Ab. Bases 490 to 1911 code for a protein of 473 amino acids. NCBI's taxonomy places the organism in Eukaryota, Metazoa, Chordata, Actinopteri, Perciformes, Serranidae. The transcript has 9 exons. The record is from RefSeq and is a predicted model, not a curated record.